CCCGGUCUGCAGCGGCUCUCGGGCUGGGAGCGAUCACAGUCACUCCUUAACCUCUCUGUUCCUCUUCUCCCCUGCCCUCCCUUCUUCUUGUCCUUUGGUGUCCCGAACCGUAUCCUGGGGCCCGCACUCCUGCACGGACUUCGGCGUGGACGGCGCACCGGGAGUGCGGGCCUGCGAGCCGUCCUGCGUGGCCUCCACCGACGCCCCCACCUCCCGGGCCCACCCCUCGGCGGCGCUGAUUGGACGCUUCUGGGCCACAUUCCCCCGCCCCCUGGCCCGGCAGGGUCCUCGGCCCAGCGGAAAGUUUUCUGUGCCGGGAGGAAGUUGGACGUUCGCAGAUUGCGAGAAAGCAGCUCCGGAGGCUGUAGGGGUCUGGGCCGCCAUGGAGGAGCCCCCUUUGAGAGAGGAAGAAGAGGAAGAGGAGGAGGACAAGGCGGGCCCCGAGGGGGCUCUGGGCAAGAGCCCCUUGCAGCUGACCGCUGAGGACGUAUAUGACAUCUCCUACGUGAUGGGCCGUGAGCUGAUGGCCCUGGGCAGUGACCCCCGGGUGACGCAACUGCAGUUCAAGAUCGUCCGCGUCCUGGAGAUGCUGGAGACGCUGGUGAAUGAGGGCAACCUGACGGUGGAGGAGCUAAGAAUGGAGCGGGACAACCUCAGGAAGGAGGUGGAGGGGCUGCGGAGAGAGGGCUCGGCCGCCGGCCCGGAGGUGGACCUGGGACCAGACAAAAUGGUGGUUGACCUGACAGAUCCCAACCGACCACGCUUUACCCUUCAGGAGCUGAGGGACGUGCUUCAGGAGCGCAACAAGCUCAAGUCACAGCUGCUGGUGGUGCAGGAAGAGCUGCAGUGCUAUAAGAGUGGCUUGAUUCCACCAAGAGAAGGCCCAGGAAGAAGAAAAGAGAAAGAGACUCUUGUUCCCAUGGGCAGCAAUGCCAACAGCAACAAGGAGGAGAAGACAAUCAUAAGGAAACUGUUCUCUUUCCGAUCAGGGAAGCAGACGUAGACCUGAGGCUACAACUGCGUUCUCAGACACAGAAGACAACCCACAAAGACGACUUCCACAAUCAUCUCUCAGUGCCAUGCGUACCCACUGCACUUGCUUCUUCACUUCCCCUCAAAGCCGUCCGAGGAGGAAGGGGUGAGGCUUUCUCCCUGGCUGCAGAACUGAACACCCCUGAAUGGUGGGCCAGGGCAGGAGAAGUGGUAAAAGAAAUUGAGAAAGCAGAAGAAAAAAACAGUGGGGCCACCUGCAGCCCCACUUCAACCACCCAGGGGGCCCCAAACACGUAGAUGUGGAUGCCAGCUCUGCUUCCCUGGGCCCACGUCUUUACCACACAGCAGUGAAAUACACCAGCCCAAGUGGGGAUGGGGAGAGGAUGCAGGAAAAGCUGGUAUGGACAUUGCAAUGAUAACUUCACUGAUAUUUAGUGAAUAUUUGAUUUUGCUCAUAUGAUUUUCUAUGUAUAAUUUUGUAUUAAAGUAAAACAACUUUUACACUU
This is a messenger RNA of Cervus elaphus (red deer), 1499 nucleotides long. It is a transcript of the gene RILPL2, whose product is annotated as Rab interacting lysosomal protein like 2. Gene Ontology annotation, cellular component: ciliary basal body; cytoplasm. NCBI's taxonomy places the organism in Eukaryota, Metazoa, Chordata, Mammalia, Artiodactyla, Cervidae. Gene Ontology annotation, molecular function: protein dimerization activity. The transcript is spliced from 4 exons. Gene Ontology annotation, biological process: cilium assembly. The coding region runs from base 383 to 1003 and encodes 206 amino acids. The record is from RefSeq and is a predicted model, not a curated record.